GUGGAAUAAUAUCUGCAAUUGUAAUAUCAGAAAUAUUUUUAAUAAUAAUAAUAUUACUGAACAAAAAGCGCAGAAAACCAGUUGGAGGGGCCAUCGGCGUAGACCAACUAAUGAUAGAUGA
Messenger RNA from Dentiscutata erythropus, 121 nucleotides. NCBI's taxonomy places the organism in Eukaryota, Fungi, Glomeromycota, Glomeromycetes, Diversisporales, Gigasporaceae. The record is from the annotation of a GenBank genome assembly.